Molecule: messenger RNA, 528 nt
Organism: Penicillium atrosanguineum
Lineage: Eukaryota; Fungi; Ascomycota; Eurotiomycetes; Eurotiales; Aspergillaceae
Product: MARVEL domain-containing protein
Exons: 2
Coding region: 1-528 (175 amino acids)
Cellular component (GO): membrane
Source: RefSeq, a predicted model, not a curated record
AUGGCCGUGAACAGGGCGGAGAAAAAAACGCUCGAUUAUGCCCUGCGAGCGCUGCAGCUCAUUUUCGCCAUCAUCGUCAUGGGAACAGACGGCUACGCUAUCCACGUGUUUCGCGGCCACACUGUCUACGAACACUCCUGGUUCGGCAACUUCUACGACUACUAUGGCGUCCCUGAUGCGUGGGGCUUCUUGAUGUUCUGCGCUGCCUGGACAGUUUUGAUCGUCAUCUUCCACCUCAUUGCCGGAAUCAGCUUCGCGGAUCGUGUGUUGAUUGGAUACAUUCGUGUCGCGGUCGAGGCUGUAGCUGUCCUCUCAUGGCUCGCUGUUUUCAUUGCUGUGGCUGUUCAAAUUUCGACCGACACAUGCUCAGCAGGAAAAAACUCAUGUGGGACACUCAAGGCGGCGACAAUCUUCGGGGCGUUUGAAUGGCUGCUAUUCAUGGUUACCGCAGCCCUGACUGUCAUGCUCGUCUUCAACAGCUCUCACAAGCCAAGGAUUUCUACGACUAGACCUGAUGCAGCUGUUUGA